AAUAUUUUAUUAGGUCGUGUUGUACUGUUACAAAUUCUUAUUCCAAGUAUUUAUUGAUUGCAUGGCGUCAUGGUGAAAUGGACAGAAGAGGAGCGCCGGAUCAUCAGAGGAGUUUGGGAAAAGGUUGAUAUUGAUGAGAUCGGCGAACAGCUUUGGGCAAGAGCUCUGAUUGUUUACCCAUGGAUCGAGCGAUAUUUCGGUGGUUUUGGGGACAUCUUCACCACUACUGCGAUUUUAAACAACCCCAAAUUGUCCGCCCUGGGAAAGGUCGUUUUGACGGCUGUUGACAACACUGUGAAGAACAUGGACAACUUUAAAGAAAUGUACGAUUCUCUAAGCAGGCUGCACUACGAGAAAAUCAAAGUGGAUCCGGACAACUUCAGACUGUUGGCAGAAUGCAUUACCAUCAUCAUCGCCUGUAAACUCAAAGCUGAGCUGAACCCUCAAGUCCAGGCAACCUGGCAGAAGUUCCUCUCUGCUGUGGUGGAGGCUAUGAGCAGUCAGUACAAAUAAAACAGAAUUAAUUGAGCAUGGAGGAAAAUAAACCAAUGAAUAAAACGUAUGUUCCUU
This is a messenger RNA of Cyprinodon tularosa, 570 nucleotides long. Its product is annotated as hemoglobin subunit beta-1-like. Gene Ontology annotation, biological process: hydrogen peroxide catabolic process; oxygen transport. The record is from RefSeq and is a predicted model, not a curated record. Bases 70 to 513 code for a protein of 147 amino acids. The transcript is spliced from 3 exons. Gene Ontology annotation, cellular component: haptoglobin-hemoglobin complex; hemoglobin complex; blood microparticle. NCBI's taxonomy places the organism in Eukaryota, Metazoa, Chordata, Actinopteri, Cyprinodontiformes, Cyprinodontidae. Gene Ontology annotation, molecular function: heme binding; organic acid binding; oxygen binding.